Molecule: messenger RNA, 1230 nt
Organism: Gastrolobium bilobum
Lineage: Eukaryota; Viridiplantae; Streptophyta; Magnoliopsida; Fabales; Fabaceae
Product: transcription factor bHLH87
Exons: 2
Coding region: 1-1230 (409 amino acids)
Biological process (GO): regulation of DNA-templated transcription
Molecular function (GO): DNA-binding transcription factor activity; protein dimerization activity
Source: RefSeq, a predicted model, not a curated record
AUGGAUGGUCUGAGUUGGAAUGCCUCACAACUUGUUGCAAACAUACCAAUCUUGUGGAGCACUCAGCCACAAGAACUUGAAGGAGACUACUCCAUGCCCAACCUUAGUUCAAGUGUUCUAAAUCAAAUGCAAGGGAUGCAGAAGGCUCAAACAGUUGCUGGAACCAGUUGGGAAGAAGCUUUAGCAUCUCAAUCAUGCCCGUCCCUUUCAGUCAAUAUCAACACAACUAGCAAUUAUGUGCCAGAUUUCAACAUGGCCCACCAGCAGCAACUUAUCAACAGCACCCAAAAUGGAAAGUCUACUUGCUCUCUUGAGUCACUUGAUUGCUUGUUUUCAGCUACAACUAAUAGUAACACAGAACCUUCUGUGGAAGAUGAUGGGAUUUCCAUGAUUUUAUCUGACUGCAGAAACUUAUGGAACUUCAGUUAUGGCAGUGCAGUUUCAUCUGGUGAAUCUGAGAGUAAUGCUUCCAAUGCUAGAAACCAAGACAUGCAGUAUCCUGUCACUGAACUCGAUGAAACGGUAUCUCAAAGUUCCUCGGAUCAAUAUGUCAUGAGUCAAGGGAAAACAAUACAUUCUAAGGUAAAUUGCUCAAAAAGAAGUUAUGAUGAUCAAUAUGAGUUUAUCAAAGUUGCUGCCAAUGAUCCCUACUUCAGUAUUGUCCAGAAUUCUUCUGCUACUGAAAGUGGUUUCAAGCUUAUCUCUGAGAAUCAACCAAAGAAACCCAGAUGGGAUAAGCGUCCUGGUUCAUCAAAUAUCAAUUUCCAGCAGCCAAAUUCAUCUGUGUCAACUUCCAUCAUUGAAGAACCUGAUCCAGAGGCUAUAGCACAAAUGAAGGAAAUGAUAUAUAGAGCUGCAGCUUUUAGGCCAGUGAACUUGGCCUUGGAAGUAGUGGAAAAGCCUAAAAGGAAGAAUGUGAGGAUAUCAACUGAUCCACAAACUGUGGCUGCAAGGCAAAGAAGGGAGAAAAUAAGUGAGAGGAUUAGGGUUUUGCAGAAGAUUGUGCCUGGUGGAAGCAAGAUGGACACUGCAUCAAUGCUUGAUGAAGCUGCAAACUACCUCAAGUUCCUCAGAUCACAAGUGAAAGCACUAGAAAAUCAAGGGAACAAACUUGACACAAUGAAUUGUCCUCCUACUAGCUUUGCCUUCUCUUUCAACCCUUCUUUUCCCAUGCAAACCUAUUUCUCCAUCCAAAACCCUAGUGGCCAUAUCCAACAUUCCCAGGGUUGA